UGCUGUAGGUCACUUGGAUACUUGGAUACAAGUAGCUUUAGAGGACAUCUGACACUUCACUUUUGGCAGGGUGAGGACGGAGAAAGACUUUAUUUUGGACUGUGUUACAGAACUGGCAUCCCAGGGAAUCUGCUUUUGGAUGAAGUGAUGCUCAUUCAGAUCUGCAGUUCACAUGGAUGUACGUGGAGCUUGGAAUAAGUUGAUCACCAGGCAGCCACUUUGAAACCCAUUAUUUGUUUCUCAGACACAUCAGUGGUGACAACUGACUUGCUAACAGGUAUGAAAUAAAAUGAGGAUUUGCAACCUGACUGCAGAAUUAGAAGCAGAUGAGAAUCAGUGAUCUGUUCCCUGCGUCAUGGCCUAGAUCCUCCACUGGGAAUGCGGCAAAAAACUUGACUCUGGAGCAUGACUUGAACAUACUGAGGAGAAAAGGUAAUUCUCUAAUGGACCAAUGAAAGCCAACGAUGACAAGUUGUGGUCAACAGUCCUUGAAUGUGCUGAUGGUUCUGCUUUCAUUACUCUUGUCAGCAGUGUUGUCCGCACAUUUUCGGGUCUGCGAGCCAUAUACGGACUACAAAGGUCGCUACCACUUUGGUUUUCACUGCCCCCGUCUUUCUGACAAUAAAUCUUACAUCUUUUGCUGUCACCAUAACAACACAGUAUUUAAAUACUGCUGCAAUGAGACAGAAUUUCAGACUGUUAUGCAGAUGAACUUAACAGGAAACGCAGAUGGAUAUAUGCAUAACAACUACAGUGCACUGUUAGGAGUGUGGAUCUAUGGCUUUUUUGUGGUGAUCUUGCUGGUACUGGACCUUUUAUAUUACUCUUCAAUGAACUAUGAUAUUUGCAAAUUUUACCUGGCACGGUGGGGAAUCCAGGGGAAGUGGAUGACACCGGGACAGAGCCGAUGGAUGAACCCUGCUCAGGACCCAAGCCAAGUACAGACGCAGCCUCAGCCAGAGACGCAGCCUCAAACUCAGCCACAGCCUCAAACAUCACAGACAGUACAUACUUUAAAAGGAGAUGCUUUAAGCCCGCCCCUGAUGUCUUUUCAGAGUACAUCUGCCUGAAAAUUAUAUUGAUGUGCCUCAAGAUGGGAGAGGUAAGAUCAGACUUCAACGAGCAGCUUUCAAGAAAGUCAACUAAAUGACAACAGCUGAAAAAAUCAUGGUUAAUCAGGAGAGAGAAAGACUACAAGAGGGAAAUUGAGCAAGUCACCUGGAGAGAAACACCAUUCAGACAACUUGUAUAGGGAAACAAUAUAGAAAGAGUCUCCAGAAGAAAGCAGCCUGUAAGCAAUAUUUUAAUUCUAGAUGGACAAUAUUAUCUCUGAAAGGAAGCAUCAUAUUUGAGGAAAUGCUCAAUAAUGCUCAAUAGGAAGAAAAUUAAGUUGCUCUGGCAAAUCCACACAAAGGUGGAAAAAGAUCACGAGACAAACCUUUGGUAGAUAACUUUUCUUUGCCUCCCCAUCCAUCUAUUGCCAUUUGAGCCUAAUCUAAGUGUCAGAAUACUGAAUGUGAGUUUUUCCAAAGUUCUCUGGUGAAUAUUUUGUCACAAUAGGGUAGAUGCUGGCAAUCCCCAUCACUGUUACACAUAUUGUCAUAUGCAUUACAAGUAAGUGCGGCCCUUUCAUUGAGUCAAACUGCAGGGUAGCAGUUGAUUCAGUAAUACACAUUUAAUACACAUUAAUACACACUUAAUACACAUUUUAAGAUCAUCGGCCAUGAUUCUGCUAAGACAUCAAACAUCUAAGCACAUCUUGGCUCCAGCUUUGCACAUCCUUCUGAAGAGGGGAGCUUUAUUAAGAAACAACACAGACACCCUAUCCCACCCCCAUAGUCCUUGAAGCUGAAAGAGAAACAGAAGAAAAUCAACAAACUAUAUAUUUCGAAAGCAAUAAUACCAUUGUCCCUCUGCUUUACAAAGCAAUAAUCCAAUUCCCUCAGCCACCAACUGGCUUCAGAAUUUACCCCUCACAAAUUUAAGAAUUCAUUUGUAUGCCAGAAGGGCAAUGAUGCUACUGCAAAAGUAUGUGGAGUACUUGGUCACUAGGUUACAGUAGCUUGACUUAACUUUCCACAGGACAGGUUUAUUUUAAAAUCACACAGUAUCAAUUACGUGAGCAAAUCCUGUGAAAUUCAAUCAUUUAAGAUAUGUAUGUGGAGAACCUGGCAAUGACAACUGGAGGAGUUCAUCUAGGAAUCAUAACACAAAGCCACACUAAUGCCAAAUUAAUCCUUCAUGCCUAGUAUUCUGUCCUGCAGAUUUGAAGAACUUUAAAAAAAAAACACAUAUAUAUUACUGUAUGAUCAACAUGAGGAACACCUUGUCAAUGAAUAAUCAAGUUUUCUUUUGUACCUCUUUGAAUUGAGUGCAUUUUAGUCUUCCUUUGAACUCAAAAGGGAUAGACUACUGAGUCAUUUGAGUUAAUUCACAGCUACCAGAGUGCGUGAUGAUACAUGACUAAAGCCACGCAGAAAUAAAUAAGUGCUGGGAGAGCCAACAAGGCUGGAGACCACAGGAGUGCUCAGUCUUCAAAGCGUGCCCAAUCUGAGUAGGGUACAAUGUGCUCCUGGUGGUGGGAGAGCUAACCACCCUAUGAGAUGUCAGGGGCUGCUAUUAGUGCCAGCUUGCAAGAAAAGCAAAGAAAAGCAAAUAGCUGGAAGCAAUGCCAUCCAUACUUCUGCCAGCAUCACGUCUUCUCCACACUCCCACAUUGGCUCCAAGGUCCAUAACCCCUGCAGACACCCAACAAAGUACUUAUCUACAGUGAUCAGUUUUACCUUGACGCUUUGCAGUAACUGUUUGCUCCUUUUACCUUCUACCAGCACCUACUUUCAUUGUGAGGUGAUGGCCACCACAGAGAGCUUUGUAAAAAGCUUAUGUUCAUGAAGGAAUUUGUAUUAGAUACUGGUUUGUGUGACUUACUGUAUUUUGUAAGGGUUUUUUUCCCUUUGGGAAUUGUGCGUUAUAAAUGAGCAGUUUUAUGCUUUACUUCUAGUACAUGUAUACCUUGUAAUUGAUGUGCUUUUUGUUCGUUCGUUUGUUUCCUUUUAUUCUCUAUACAGAGCCAGUUAUUAUAAGGUAGAUACUCUCUGGCUGAAAUUCUGAUUUUGCCUACUGAUUAAUUUAUGGAUAAAUCCAUGUCUUAGCUGAUGAACAAUUGUUCAUCAAUUGUGUUGUUAUAAUCAUGUGAGAGCCUCUCUAGUUAAGCAGAAUAUACGAUCCUGAAUAAGACUAAUGCUCAUUGGGCCUUAAAAAAAAAAUUGGUUUCCCUACCACCAUCGCUAUCAGCCCUUCUCCCUUAGCAUUUGGGACAUUGUAGAAGGGAACUGGCUAGACAAACAGUCACCUGAGCAUCUCAACCAUCUAGGUAGCUGUGCUCUGAUAUUCCUCUGCAUUUACCUGAUCAAAAUUAUGGUGAACCAGAUAAACUGCAAUGAAUUCUUCAAUUGUUUCUGCAGAAAGAGACUGGUUCAAACACAGUAUCUCUAAGGAAAAAGACCUGGACUAAAAGAAAUAUAUUUUCCUCUAUGUCCAUACUGAUACAGUUGGAAAAAUAAAGGAUAUAAAAUUAACAUACUGCGAAGUGUAUCAGUCCCUUGUACACCCUGUCUAACAAUGGCAGCUGUCUGUCUCAGUGGCUAUUAAUGACCUUCAUGCUCCAAAAGCCUCCUGCCUUGUCCAACUCAUUUUCGCUCUUCAGUUUUACAGAGAACUGAGUGUCCAAUUCUCAAUAAUUGCUGUGUAUAACGUAGGACAAAAAGAUAAGUUAUAAAGCUUGUGCAGGACUUAGUGUUGUAAUUAACCAUCGCUCGUGCCUGGUUAUUGAUCUUACAAAAACACAGAGUGAAAACAAUCUGGCCUCUUAAUGUAUACUUCAGCAUAUUGUAGCAGCUAUUUUAGAUAACUGGUUUUAAUAGUUUCAUUAUGGGCUGUAAUUUGUAUAUGAGGAAGCGAUGAAGUAAUAAGUCAAAGGGAUUUUUAAAGUCAGUUCUAUUUAGCCACCAGUGAUGGUUUAUGAAAAAUAAAGCAACAAAAACAAAACCUCAUUCAACUCACCAGGAAGAAACGUCUUUUCUCAGCCUUGAAAAUUCUCUUGUAUAAGACAGGCAUUUCUUCUAGUCCUCCUUUUACAUAAAUAGAAAAUCACUAAGAAGAUAAUAUAUACACUAUAUGUACAAUAGUCUAUUUGAAUAGUCUGCAGUCAAAUUUUAGGCUAAUUAAGCUAACUAGAAAUUCUAGGGUUACAGUGAUUUCUCACUCUUUAUUAAUACAUUGACAAUAAUACUGUUUACAUAACACUCGAUGUUUGAAAUCAAUACGUGCCCGUGUCCAGUGAUUUGCUAAUCUAGUUUUUGAUCUAAUUCUGUCCUAUUUUUUGCUGCAUUCUCUAACUUCAUAUUAUGAACCAUGUUGUCUUUCUAAAGUGAUUGCCAAGUAAACCAAAAAUGUGUUUUACACUGCUAUUGCACUGCUCUUGUCUUUAUAUACAGUAGUUUUUAUAAAGAUGUCCUUAGGUUUUAAUAAAUGAGUGUAACGUAAACUAAUCCCUGUAAUAAAACUUGCAUUAAUGUUUCAAA
Calidris pugnax (ruff) is the source of this 4583-nucleotide messenger RNA. RefSeq names its product KIAA1644 ortholog (gene SHISAL1). The record is from RefSeq and is a predicted model, not a curated record. Bases 465 to 1070 code for a protein of 201 amino acids. The transcript is spliced from 6 exons. Lineage: Eukaryota; Metazoa; Chordata; Aves; Charadriiformes; Scolopacidae.